GUCAGCUUCUCUUUCGUCUGGUCGACCUUCAAAGCCGGGUAGUUUCCAUUAUGAAAGUGGAAAGCAUCAAUCAACUGGCAGAUAUAGCUACAAAGCCACAGCCACCCCCUUUGUUUGAGGCACAACGCGAGGGGCUCCUACAGUGGCAAUCAGAGUUCCUCACGGCAGCAGCCUCCCAUCCCCCCAAAAGCAACACCUCGAGUUAAAUUUGACCAAAGCCAAAAGCAACAUCGACCAAAAGAAACAGAAGAAGCAAAGCAGAUUGAAGAUGGAUGAAUCAAUGUCGGGUUGUGCUGCCGAGAAGGAUAUUGACAUGCCAGAGCAGGACCUAGAGAUGACAGAAUCAAAGACAAGUUCUGAUAUCCCCUCUUCAGAUCAAGAUGAAAUUGUGCUCAAGAUUGUAUCGGCGACCUAUGGUCCCUGUGAAGGCAAAAGACUGAGCAAUGAACCUACCGCGAAAAUUCCGUAUACACGAGAUGUCACUCCCAUUUUGAGAGCCCUGCUGCAGCUGCAAGAACAUCAGUCAACCUCCACCAUACCGGUAGCUGAUAGCGAAGAAGAGGAUCCUCAUUUGGUGCGACUGCAGACCAUUGCCGGUGGAAUAGUAGGAGGCAUGAAACGAACAUCCGUGACCAUCCAAGCACUGCACGAUGGCUGGAAUUCAAUGAACGUCGUGUUUGGAGAUGCCUGUCCUGGAACUUCCAAAAGGCUGUACAUUCACUACCUCCUUCUCUCUGCACACAAUACAUCUAGCAAGACCACUGAAGUCCAUCACGUGAGCUUUGCCGAACACGAGCCGGUCAUUCUACGAAGUCGCAUCACAUUCUAUCAAGAAGAUUCCAAAAUACAACAAGCCACCGAAAGACUACUCAAGAAGAAUCCAAAAGCCCUUCAACAGAAUCAUCAUUCCGAAAACAUCAACAAUCUGCAACAACACACUUCUACAUCAUCUAGCAUCCAACAACCAGAAGAGGAUGAGGACGAACUCACCCUGUGGGUAGCACGAAGGAUGGGACGAUCACAAUCAAUUGACGACUUUGCACAACUUUCACAAUCGUCUUCACAAGAUCAAUCAUCUCGUCCUCGAUUACGCUCUGCAACCUUUGAAACUGUGCUGCCCAUGGUAUUGGAGUUCUUGCAGCUCACUGAAAGAGUGCAGUGUCGAUUGGUCUGUCGACUGUGGAGGAAUAUUGUAAGGGAUUGGGGAGUUGCUGCUGUCAUUGACUUUCAUCAGGACAUGACAAGAGCCUUUCUUCGAGGUAUCGUCACACAUUCCUACUUCAGCUUGCACAGUCUCCGAUUGUCCGACUUUGAUGAAUUGCAACCCUCCGAUUUGCAUCCCUCUCUUCCCCAUUUGCGCAAAUUGCGGGUCUUGGACAUUAGCCGCUGUACCAAUUUACAAGAUGAGACACUGCAGCUUGUGGCACAACAUUUGAACGACACGUUGGAGGUGCUGUAUAUGAAGGGACUUAUAAAUGUGACGGAUGUUGGCAUGAUGGCCAUUUGCCAGGCCUGCACCAAACUGCGAGUACUCGAAAUUUCUCAUAUUCAGAGCAUGACCGAUGCCAGUGGUGUCGCCAUUGGACAGUAUUUGCACAAUCUACGGGCCCUUUAUAUGAGAGACAAUUUUCGAUUGACAAAUCAAAGCAUCGAUGCCAUCACAGCCAAUUGUACCAAAUUGAACCAAUUGACCUUGUGGGGCUGUUCGAAACUCACCCGGUUGGGAAGCUCUGCCAUUCGAACCACUAAUGCCGUGGACGUUGAUAGCCCUGUUGUAGCAAGUACAGGCAACCAAGACAAUGAGAUUCCACUGAACGUCUACAACCAACAUGCUCCUCUGAUGGCGUGUGCGGAGAGACUGGUAUCACUCAAUCUUUGGGGAUGUCUCAAGUUGGGAGACUCGUUUGUGACAGCUUUGGAGGGGAUGACCAAGCUGAGGAGUCUCAUUGUUUCGGAGUGCCACAAGCUCACAGACAAGUUUGCGAUUGUAAUCGCUGAGAGCUUGCCUCAGUUGCUGCAUCUCCAUUUGAGGUAUUGCAAGCGAUUGACAGACAUUGGUGUAAGUGCGAUCGCCCGCGGCAUGAACAUGCUGUACUCUUUGGAUUUGAGCUUUUGUUCAAGAAUCACGGCGGCGUCCAUCUGUGAACUUUUGGAUUUGAGGCGUGAGACGCUGUCAGAGCUGAGGCUGCAGGAGUGCCGACAACUGCUGAUUGCGAGGGAUCCGGACGAUGUGGAUGAUCACAACAAUAGAAGGGCACUGCGACGACAGCAGCAACAACAACAAGCCAGACAGUCAAGACCGGAUCGUGACGGCCAAUCCAUUCUCAGGUCGCUUCGAUCAUCCAAAAGCUCACUAUCAAUGCUGGAUCUUCGCUGCUGUGGUGGACAUCCCAGAAUCGAUACUGCUUAUCCUGAGAAUGAAACAUUUGUCAAGGGAAUGAUCCGACUGGGGUUCCAACAAAAGACACCUGGAUUCUUCGCCCGUCCAGCCCAGUGGAAUGCAAUCAUACUAUCCAGCGCUUUAUUAGGGCUCGUUGACCAUAGAGUUGAUAAGGCUCGCGGUGGUUGAUGGGUCCUUUAUGGGAUGGAAGGCAGCAGAGCGUUGAAGGGCCAACCUGACGUUCCAGCUGGCUGGCGGUCCAGGUAGUUUAGAUGUAGGCCCGCGAGGUUAAGUGCUUCUACUUACUCCAUUAUCUAGCUUGUCUGAAGGCCUGAAGGUAUGAAUAUUGCCUUAGCUACACCACGAAACUUGCAGCAGCAAUGCUCACCAAAGUCCAAGCUUGCUCCAUGUUCUCACCAGCGAGGCUUCCAUCCAUGUACAUGCACCUCCUUGCUUCUGAGAGGACCCGUUGCUUACCUGUAGAGUAUCAAGUGACAAUCCUAUUUUAAAUGGCCGGCUCUAGGCUACAAACUUGAACUCCUCACCAACUUAUACGGCGCAUCACUCAAGUCCCCGUUCUUGUGGCUCCUGGCCCAUCCACCCCGAGUUCUGCCUUGAGCUUGCACUGGUAACCUUGGCCUUCUGCCCUCUGGGUUCCACUUUCUAACUAAAAGAGUGCACUUCAUUAUCCCCUCCGCUGUAAUGCACAGCUCCCGGCAGCAGUGUAGAGUUAGCAGCAGCUACAUGUACUUGCUCCGGUGUUUCCCUGCCUGCAUCUGGCUACCGGUAGCUGAGCCAGUGCUACCCCGUGGUGCCGCAGCGUGGAAGAGCAACAUCGCACCGGUAGCCUAAUCCUUAAUCAUCUAAUCAAGUUUCCUAACGGGACUCGCCCCUUUUUUCCCUCCUGAAUAAAUGAUGCUUCAACGGCA
Messenger RNA from Seminavis robusta, 3309 nucleotides. NCBI's taxonomy places the organism in Eukaryota, Bacillariophyta, Bacillariophyceae, Naviculales, Naviculaceae. The record is from the annotation of a GenBank genome assembly.